This is a messenger RNA of Octopus bimaculoides (California two-spot octopus), 3810 nucleotides long. Its product is annotated as alpha-tectorin-like. NCBI's taxonomy places the organism in Eukaryota, Metazoa, Mollusca, Cephalopoda, Octopoda, Octopodidae. The record is from RefSeq and is a predicted model, not a curated record.
AUGCAACCACUUUCGCUAAGGCCACCAGACAGAUCAAUGCUGCCCGAUCUUUUUGGCUAUAGGAAGGCGACUGGACGAUCUUCACACGGGACACAGCCGAUAGUCGAAGCCAUCUUACACGCGGCAGCAACUGUUCGAUAUAAACUCAUAUACAGUUAUGCUCGGGCAGUGGACAAGUACGUACAGAACCGAUUCGUUACUGUGCUCGCAUCUCGACAUUUUGCUAAGUCAGCCACAAGUUCAUAUGCAUCUACCAAAAAAUGUUCGUGUUAUGUUUCUGGAGAUCCUCAUUACUACACAUAUGAUGGCCAAGUCAUUCAUUUCAUGGGAACAUGCAAGUAUAUUCUUUCGACUAACAAGCCAGGCAGCAAUUUGACUUACUUCUCGGUGGAAGUAAAAAACGAACAUCGUGGCAACACAAGGGUAUCUUAUACGCGUAUGGUAGAUCUGCAGCUGAAAGGCGUUACAGUCCGGUUACUGCCUCGCAACAAAAUUCUGGUCAAUUCGAUUAAAGUGAAUUUGCCAAUCGAUGACUAUUUGGGAUUUUCUGCAUAUUAUUCGGCCGGCACGAUAACUGUUACAACAAAAUGGGGCCUGUUUUUAAGAUUUGAUGGUAAUCACUGGGUUCAUUUGAACCUACCUGGACGUUUUGCCAACGAACUAAUAGGUAUUUGUGGUGACUGCAAUGGAAUCAAGGACGAUUUCAAAACAAAAGCUGGAGAAGAUGUGUCUAAUCGAAAAAAUAAAUAUACCAUCAUUGGAGAUAGUUACCAAGUUUGUGAUGACUCUGACAAACCUGAAAAAUGCGAGAGUCAACAACCUGAAAAUAAUUGCAGCCCGACACAGGUGAAGAGUUGCAAUAUUCUAAGUAACAGCUUAUUUAAACCUUGCGUAGACAAAAUUGGACAAAAUAAACUCAAUAGACAUUUGGAAUCGUGUAAAUUUGAUGUUUGCGCAUAUCUAAAGCAACCAAAACUUCAGUCGGUGUUAUGCAAGACACUUGAGUCAAUGUCAGAUGAAUGUGAAGAUGCUGGUGUAUUUAUCGAUUGGAGAAAAACAGCAAAAUGUGAGAAGGAAUGCCCAUUAAAUCAAGAAUAUAGCCAUAAGACGCCUGUUUGUCAACCAACAUGUGUAAAUCAAACUCCAAAGUGCACAAAAUACACUGAAGGCUGUAUUUGUAAAUCUGGUUUUAUUCUCAGUGGAGAGGAGUGUGUUCCCAAAUCAGAAUGUGGUUGCAUGAAUGAUAAAAUAUAUAUGACGAUUAAUGAAGAAAGGUAUGGACCAAAAUGUAACAGUAUAUCAACAUGUAAUGGUACAGGACAUCUCAUACAUAAGGAAAUAAAUGGUUGUCCAGAUAACAGCAAGUGUAAGAUAUCUAGAAACAAGGAAGGGUGUUACUGCAAUCCAGGCUAUUCACUGCAUAAUGGCGAAUGCACGCAAUUCGUGUGUGACAAGCCAGUUGAUGUAGUAUUUUUGGUGCAGGCCAGUGCUAUUGGCGAAACGCAAUUUGAUGAAUUGAAAACUUUCGCAACGGAUUUUACUGAAUCCUUUACCUUGAGCUUGUAUUCGGCACGAAUGAGCCUUCAUACGUUUACGGUUCACAGAUUCUCUUUCGGUGUAAGGAAUUCAGAUGAUCCAUUACAUGUACAGAAAGCUGCAAAGACAUUACAGUACGUCAACGAAAGUACCUCUUCACUCUAUAAUAUUUUCUAUUACCUGAAUAAGUACAAACAAACAAUCUUGAAUUUGAGACACCCCAUAAAAGAUCAUAGUGCUGUUGUUCUAUUCGUUGGAAGCAACCUAAUUCAUGAAACACAAUCAAAGAAUAUGAUUAAAACACUAAAUAAAGCUGGCUUCAAUAUCUAUAUAGUAGCAAUUGGAGAAAAUGCUAAUGAAAAACAGCUGCGGAAUAUUAUCGGCCAAACAAAUACCAGUAAUUUGAUGUUCGCUAAGAACUUUUAUGAAUUAAACAAUAUAAAGCUCCAAAUUUUAAAGAAAGCGUGCUCUGUUGAUCCUUGCAAAAAUAAAAUAAAUCCAUGCAAGAAUGGAGGAAAAUGUAUCAACAAAGAUUCCACCUUCAUUUGUGAAUGUACUGAGAAUUAUUUUGGCCGAUUUUGUGCUCAAGAGAAAAAGUGUUCCUGCUAUAAUUAUGGAUUGUUUUAUUAUCAAACGUUUGAUGGACAAGCGAUAAGUUUCAAGGGAGACUGCAAGUAUAAUAUGGUAUCUGGAAAAUCAGGGAACACAAAAUUUUCUGUUGAUGUGGAGAGCGAACGUCGAAAUCUUGUAGACCCAUACUACACCACUAAACGCUUAGUAGAUGUCAAAAUAAAUUCCAUCACAAUUCGUUUGUUGCCAUUAAACAGAAUCUGGGUUAAUGAAGAAGAAUUCACUCUCCCUGUCGUGAAAUAUGAGGAAUUUGAAGCAUAUUAUGCUGUCGGUUGGAUAACAGUUACUACCAAAUGGGGAUUAAUAGUGAGGUAUGACGGAAAUCAUCGAAUUACUGUCAGCCUUCCAAUUUCAUUUGCUAACAAACUGACUGGUAUUUGCGGUGACUGCAAUGGAGAACAAGAUGACUUCCGUACAAAGUCUGGACGAAAUGUUUCAUCUCUCGAAAACAAAGACAGUUUAAUCGCAGAUAGUUAUCAGGUCACUGGUGAUUCUAACGAAAAGUGUAAUGCAACAAGUGUUGUUAAUAUAAAAUGCAACAGCACUGAAGUGCAACGAUGUAAUAUCAUACACAGUAAUAUUUUCACAUCAUGUGUGCAAACGCUUGGCCAAAAGCUAGCCAAUCGGUUUUUUGAAUCUUGUCAAUCAGAUGUCUGCUCAUCCAGCGUCAGUUUGAAUACCGACAUUUUAAUUUGUAAAAGUAUUGAAGCUUUUGUUACUGAGUGUGAAAGAGCUGGUGUACCAAUAAACUGGAGAGGAAUUGCAGAAUGUCCAAGUUUCUGUGCAGGUUACGAAAGCUACAAGUACUAUGCAACAAGCUGCCGAAACGAUUGUUUAAAUACUACAAAAUGUUCCACGUUCUCUGAAGGUUGUACUUGCGGACAGAAUUUCCGUUACAGCGGAAAACGUUGCAUGCCCAAAAACUAUGGUUGUGGUUGUUCCAUUAAUGAUGAAUACUUUAUGAGAGGAACAUAUCUCGUUGAUUCUACUUGUAAUAACACAUACUAUUGUUCCGCAAAUGGCAAAUACAAGAAAUAUUCAUAUUUCUGUUCAAAGAAUGGUAAAUGUGAUUUUAAAAAUGGUAAACGACAGUGUGUCUGUAAAAAUGGUUAUUAUGGAAGUGGUUGUCAACACGCCAUUGGUCGAUGGGGUCAUUUUAUUCAAGUAUGGAACGCGGAAUUGAAAGCCGUUCCUUGGGCUUCAUAUUCAGUGGAUUAUAGCCACUGCAGUCAACUGUGUUAUUUUAAUAAAUUUUGCAAGGCAUUUAGCAGCGAUCAUACUCGUAGAAUAUGUAACAUAUAUAAUGUUGAUGCGAGUGGCAAUUUUACUUUGGCCUUUGCCGACUGCAGUUCAAAAUACUAUUAUCAGCGAAGCAGUAAACAUGUAGUAAUAAAUGGUGCUUCACUUCAUCACUGCGAAGAUACUCAGACAAUUCUAAACGUAAAGAAUCCAGAAGACUGCCAAGAGACAUGCUCGCGAAAAGGAUGCUUCGGAACAAUGUUUCUUAAGUCAAAGAAAGUAUGCAAAAUGGUGAUGUCUCUCAAGUAUUAUUUUCGGUUUAUUGGUAACGAGGAUAGUUAUUUUGCUGGUAUGUAUUUUGUGUUUCCUGUUAAUAAACAUUCGUGUGAAUGGCAGUGUGGUUAA